This is a messenger RNA of Erythranthe guttata (spotted monkey flower), 1061 nucleotides long. The record is from RefSeq and is a predicted model, not a curated record. NCBI's taxonomy places the organism in Eukaryota, Viridiplantae, Streptophyta, Magnoliopsida, Lamiales, Phrymaceae.
AAUAAAAUAAUUAAAAAUGUGGGAACAAAAUAAAUAAUAGCCAUUGACUAAGUUGCCCCAUUGUGGCCUCUUCCCCCAACCAACCCACAUCACAUUCUCACUCUUAUCUCUUCUCUUUCUCUUUCUCUCUCUACCCCUCUCUCUCUCCUCUUUCUCUCACACACACAAACACACACACAAAUUACACACAUAUAUACUUGCACAUUAUAACAGAAAGUCCACAGAUCAUUUCUGAAUUAUAUAUUUUUAGUGAUUUACUCAAUUCCAUCUCUGAAUUAGCACCACCACCACCACCCAUCAUCAAACGGAGAAGAAAAAAAAAGGGGGGGAAAAUUCUUACAGAAGGUUGUUGUUUAUGGAGGGUUUACAGAGAUCUGCUGUAUCGUUCAGGAGGCAAGGCUCGUCGGGAUCGGUGUGGGACGAUAAAUUCCUCGCCGGAUUGCAGCAGCUCGCCAAUCAGCAGAAGCUGGAGAAGGAAAUCAGCGAGAAAGCUCAACAGGAGAGCAAAGAGGAUUCCUCCGCCGCCGCCCCCGCCGUGCCGGACGCCUCGGCUGCCGGAGUGAGGAAUCCAUCGCCGCCGCCGGUGUUGACGAUCGAGCGGAGCCGAUCCAACGGCGGACGGGGUUUCCGCACCGGAAAGGUGUCGCCGGCGAUUGAGCCGCCGUCUCCCAAGGUUUCCGCCUGCGGACUCUGCAGCGGUUUCGGGAAGAGUAAGAAGACGCGCCGCCGGCCGGCCAAGUCCGGCAAGCGCGUGAUGUGAUGAUUUGCAGCGAUCUCGACGGAAAAUUGAGGUGGGGGAAUUUUUUGAAACUUGUAUGAAUGAAAAAGAUCGAAUGAUCUUUGUUCUGGAUUCUGUUGGUUUGAUCUCUUCGUUUGUAGAAUUUAGGGAUUUAUGGAAUAGGUUUUUUUUUUUUUUUUUUUUUUCUCGUUGAUAAUUUCUAGAGUUGGGUGUAAUAUAUAUGUGUGUGUGUUCAUCUUUCUUUAUCAAUGGAGAUUGCUUAAGCUUCUGUGAUUCUCUCUUUCUUCGUUUAUCGAAUCGAACCGCAUAAUUGUUUGUUGAA